Neocloeon triangulifer is the source of this 1289-nucleotide messenger RNA. RefSeq names its product annexin B9-like. Gene Ontology annotation, molecular function: calcium-dependent phospholipid binding; calcium ion binding. The record is from RefSeq and is a predicted model, not a curated record. Bases 99 to 1139 code for a protein of 346 amino acids. The transcript has 7 exons. Gene Ontology annotation, cellular component: cytoplasm. NCBI's taxonomy places the organism in Eukaryota, Metazoa, Arthropoda, Insecta, Ephemeroptera, Baetidae.
GCCUGGUGGUCCUUCGGGCGCCGAUAAAAUGGCAUUGCCCUGAGUCGGCGUCUCAAUAGCUCGCCAAAGGUGCCAAGACGCAGACCUGCAACAGCAAAAUGCCUCAUCACAGAUACGCCACUCAAAAUUGUGUUCCAACGGUGCUGGAAUAUAAGGGUUUCGACCCAAACAGCGACGCUGCCGCACUGGAAGCGGCAAUGUGCGGCCAAGGCACCAACGAGGACGCGAUCAUUGAUAUCCUUGCCCAUCGCACCGUCAGCCAGCGCCUCAAAAUCGCCGAAGUCUACAAGGAACUUUACGACACAGACUUGGUGGGGCGACUGAAGAAAGACCUGACCGGGCACAUGGAGAACGUGACCGUGGCCAUGAUGACCCCGAUCAGUCAGUUGUACGCCGUCGAGCUGCGAAAGGCCGUUUCCGGUCUGCUCACUGAUGAAGAAUCCCUGGUCGAGGUGCUCAUGUCGCUCAGCAACUUCGGAGUAAUCGAUGUCGCCACUGAAUACGAGAAUAUGUAUGGACGUUCGUUGGAGCAUGAUCUGAAAAACGAUUCCUCAGGAGAGUUCCGAAACUUGCUGGUCAGACUUUGCUCGGCUUCCAGGGAUGAAAGUGAUGUCGUCAAUGAGGAGAUUGUUAGAGAUGACGCACUUGCCCUUGCUGCAGCCGAGGUGUUCUGGCCGCAGGGCCUGCAUGGCGAAAAUCUGUCGUGCAGCUCAAACCGACCUGCCGCAGGGGCCAGCGAGUGGGCCACCGAAGAGUCCGUCUUCGCCUCGGUGCUCGCGUCCCGCAGCUUCGCCCACCUGCGCCUCAUGUUCCGCGUCUUCCGCAGCGUCACCGGCCGCGACAUUGAGGCCGUCAUCGACCAACACUUCUCCGGCAAACUCCGCAAAGGCUUCCUCAGCAUUGUUCGCAUUGUGCGAAAACGCCCGGCCUACUUCGCGCGACGACUGUACGAGUCGAUGAAAGGUCUCGGAACGGACGAUCACACCCUGAUCAGAAUCGUUGUGAGCCGCAGUGAAAUCGACCUCGGUGAUAUUAAACAGGAGUACCUCGCUCAGUACGGACAGACCCUAGAGAAAUGGAUUGAGGGUGACACUCUGGGCCACUACAGGCGCAUGCUGCUCGCCCUGGUUUCCUACUAGAAAUGCGAGAACGGUUUUGGUGGUAGAAGAAAAUCUUCAAUAGUCAUUUGCACUGAUUUAAUUAAAAUUUCAAUUUUGCAGAAAGUUUCUUUGUAUAUUUGCAAUAAACAAAAUUUUCCGAAAAUAAAUAGUAAUGUUAAAAAAAAUUGG